Drosophila subobscura is the source of this 1891-nucleotide messenger RNA. RefSeq lists its product as uncharacterized. NCBI's taxonomy places the organism in Eukaryota, Metazoa, Arthropoda, Insecta, Diptera, Drosophilidae. The record is from RefSeq and is a predicted model, not a curated record. Bases 23 to 640 code for a protein of 205 amino acids. The transcript has 4 exons.
UUUAAUCACUGCGCCUUCAACCAUGUGGCGACAGGGAAAGCAGUAUGGACUUGGAGUCGUCCUGCCAUUGGCUAUUGGACUUCUGCUCUGCUCUGCGCAGACGCAAAGCUCUGUGACGUCAUUAAGAAGGACAGCAGCAGCAGCAGGGGAUGCUGCAGCAGCAGCCCAAAUCCUUGAAGACGCACAACCCAGCAGCGUAGUUCAGGAUUGGAGUUUGGUGUGCAAAGAGCUCUGCGGAGCCGGCCUGGGCGUUGCGACGCCUGGCGAGGCCCAUUCUACGAUCCUGAGACCGGAAAUUGAUGCGGCCAAGUGCGGGCAACUGUGUGGACUGCCCAGGGAUAAUGUGGGCGAUAGACUCUGCUCGAGCUACUGCCAGCAAAGGCAUCGCUCGCUGUCCGGCUGCAGUCCAUGCCAGGUGCAGGAGGUGAAGGAGGAGGCCAGUGCUGUGCAGAGCAAUGCCACACAUGGUCCCAGAACCGAGGAAUACCAGGAGGCAGCAGUUGUAGCUGUAGCUGUGGCAGCCGCCUCCGAUGGUGCGACAACGGCGACACCCGACUGGAACGAAUUGUGCAAGUCGCUCUGCAAGACUGGCGAUGGCGGGUCUUUGUGCAACUGUGAUCUAUCGCCGUUCUUCACCUGAUAACCCCAGGUGCGAAGGCAAGGUGCUGGAUCACAAAUAAUAAUUUAUAUAUUAUAUAAUUCGACAGUUGUAUAACAUUUUGUUGUUCUUCGUUUUGGAUUUGAGUUAGUGCUAGUGUUGUCUUUAUAUAUAUACAUAUAUAUUCUAUAUUCCAUAUCUUGUUGCGAGAGUUUAGUUGAAAAUACUGUAAAGAGAAACAAGAAACUAUAGAAGAAAGAUGGUAAAUCAAAAAAAUGUAAUCAUAAACGAGGAAAACAGAAAGCGAGAAUAGAAGAGAAUCACGCGCAAUUGCCGGAGGAAGAGCGAACAAAUUCGAAACAAAUUCCCUAUGCGAAUCAAUUAAUUUGUAAUUAAUUUCAAUUGAAAAACGUAACUUUAGAAUGUAAGCGGAGGAAUCCAACAGCAGUAUCACACAGGGCUUCCAGUGCACCCCUCGCUGGAUAGAAGGAAGGAUCGCAAGAUCAUUCAUCCCUUGGUAUCCGGUGGGGGGGCACAAACCCCCAAAAAGUAUUAGGUGAUUGGAAUAGGGAGACACAACCAAUUAAUAUCAACAAACACAACAUAUCGUGGUAAAUCAAUUACUUACACUUCAGACUUUUGAUUUCUUAAUGGAUGGAAUCAGCAUAUCAAUUUACGAAGCAGGAGGCAGGAGGCUAUCUGAAGUUGAUGCGAGUAUCCGAGCAGUUUUUGUUUCAGUUCAGUUUUUGGCUUAACGGCAUCAAUUAUGUGUGUCACAUUAACCAAGAGUUUAGUGUUGGUUACAGAUAUAAAUAUGAAUAUAUACGAGUAAAUACGAUAUUGGUCUAUAUAAUAUCUAUACACAAAAAUGAGUUGCGAUUGCAAAUCACAAACUCAAAAGCGGGACAAACAAAAACCCUGAAAUUCCCGCGUAUACAUUUACAAUUAUUAUAGAUAUCAUUCUAUAUAUAUAAAUAAUAUAUAUGCUAACAUUAUCUGUGUGUUUGGAAGACAUUUUUUCGCAUUGUAUGAAAUGGAAGACAAUUUCAGCAAGCAACAACAACAGCAAAAAGCAUUCUGGAAGACAUGCGUCAAUUUAUUGCAGGGUGGGGAGCAAACACCAUCAUGCGCCCCACCUUGCAACUAGUUUAGUAAGGCCCUACAAAUAAUAUAAAUAAUAUAUUUAAACUUUAUUUUGAUUCAAAACAAACCCUAGUCAAUGGCUAGCACACGUUGUUGUGUCAAAAACGCGACGCUGUGACUGACAAUAAUUACUAGAAAUAAUACAAAGAA